CCUAACACAGACACCACGAAACUUUCCACAACCUCCUCACCGACCCAAAAACAGUCCAAUGCCGACCCACCUGAACCAUGGCUGCUCAUUGCGUUUACCUGUACAGUGGAAAAAUGUAACCAUCGUUCUGCACACUCAUUCACGAAGCGUGCCUAUGCUAGUGGCGUUGUGAUUAUUCAGUGUCCCAACUGUAAGAAUUGGCAUCUUAUCGCUGAUAAUCUUGGUUGGUUCAAGGAUACCAUGGAAGCCAGGAAACUCAAGAACAUCGAGGAUAUCCUGCGUACACAUGGAGAGAACAUUUGCAAGGUGAAACUGGACUCAAUAGAUGGUGAUAUCGAAUUCGUGGGCCACUAG
Molecule: messenger RNA, 354 nt
Organism: Pisolithus orientalis
Lineage: Eukaryota; Fungi; Basidiomycota; Agaricomycetes; Boletales; Pisolithaceae
Product: zf-DNL-domain-containing protein
Exons: 2
Biological process (GO): protein folding; protein stabilization; protein import into mitochondrial matrix
Cellular component (GO): mitochondrion
Molecular function (GO): protein-folding chaperone binding; zinc ion binding
Source: RefSeq, a predicted model, not a curated record